CGGGGUGCUGCCCUUCUUCCAGCAUCACACAGUGGAUUAACAAGUGGAGAAAUCAUGAAUCACCAGUGAGGGCCUUACAUUUAUUGAAGCCUUUAUUGUUUGCUGUAGGCGGCUCGUUUGCUGUCUCCAUACGCUGAGCAGCGUUUUCGGACCAACACAAACGAGUGUGCCGACUUAAACCUUUUUAACACAGCUCUUCUUUUAGUUUUUUUUUUUUGUUGUGGCUUCAACGUCAGCUAGCUCAACCUACUAGCCUCAGUUAAACUUGCACUUUUUUUGUGUGUACUAUGGCCGACAACGGGGCGCACCUGGCCGAAGAGGACCCUGCGGCAGCUUUCCUGGCCCAGCAGGAAAAUGAGAUAGCGGGGAUCGAGAAUGACGGCGACGGUCUUGGGGCGCUGGAGGGAGCGGACGACAUGCAGCCGUCCCCUACGGCCAGCUACGAGGAGCCCGCCACGGUGAAUGGAGACCUGUUCCAGGAGGAGGCUAACGGGCCGACGGACGGCUACGCGGCCAUCGCCCAGGUGGACGUCCAGAGGCAGGAGCCGGAAAGCCUGCGCAAGUGGAGGGAGGAGCAGAAGGCUCGCCUGGAAGCAUUAGACUCAGCUUCCAAGGCGGCAGAGGCAGAGUGGAAAGAGAAAGCCAAAAAGGAGCUGGAGGACUGGCACGUGCACCAGGUGGAGCAGAUGGAGAAGAACAAGGCCAACAACAGACUCUGUCCAAGUCUGGCACGGAUUGCUGACAAGGCUUUCUACAAACAGCCCAACUCCGACGUUAUAGGCUUCGUAUCAUCCGAGGAGGCCUUCCUGGCAGAGAGCGACGGCGACAGCCCGGGGACCGAAUGGGAGCGUGUGGCUCGCCUGUGCGACUUCAACCCCAAAACCAGCAAGCAGGCCAAGGAUGUUUCCCGAAUGCGCUCGGUGCUCAUCUCUCUAAAACAGACGCCGCUGGUCCGCUAACGGCGCGCCUCGGAGAAUGUUUAGUUAACCUCGCCUUUUCAGUUUGAAGCGCCACGUCGCCUCCGGAUGACCUGAGUCCUUUCCCAGAAGCCCCCCCUGCCACGUUGAACCUUUUCAGACUCCUUGCCUUUCUCGACGCCUACGUAUUGAUAACCUGACGGCCCUGUUACACAUUUCUAGUGUUUCUGCUUUAACUCCACAGUACUGAAGAAAAUACUGUUACUAGAAGGGUUUUUUUUCCUCUUUAACUUAUAAUUUUAGAUCAACUUUAUUGUUUCUACCUGCAUUUUAAUGCCCUGUUAUGUUUUUUUAAACACGCCCCUUUGCUCCAACACUAAAUGCCAACUAGAUUGUACCCAUUUAUGCCUCUCAUCAGUUUAUAAGCAUAAAACAAUUGUUUGAAUUUUCUGCAUGAAGCCACUAAUUGCUAAAGUUUUAGGCAGCAAAUGUUAUUUUUAUUUCACAAACAUACGCUUGUGGCCUUUCUGAUCACGCUCUUACGCCCCUUUGAGUAUGACGCCAGAUGUUUCUCAUCCAUCAGGCAAACCUUUUACAAAUAAAGAGACUCACAACCAAAGACUUCUGCUACCGUCUGAAUUCAGAAAUUAAAAAUUGCACUUUUUUU
Fundulus heteroclitus (mummichog) is the source of this 1584-nucleotide messenger RNA. RefSeq names its product clathrin, light chain B (gene cltb). Lineage: Eukaryota; Metazoa; Chordata; Actinopteri; Cyprinodontiformes; Fundulidae. Gene Ontology annotation, cellular component: plasma membrane; postsynaptic endocytic zone cytoplasmic component; clathrin coat of trans-Golgi network vesicle. The record is from RefSeq and is a predicted model, not a curated record. Gene Ontology annotation, molecular function: clathrin heavy chain binding; structural molecule activity. Gene Ontology annotation, biological process: clathrin-dependent endocytosis; intracellular protein transport; clathrin coat assembly. The transcript is spliced from 7 exons. The coding region runs from base 288 to 959 and encodes 223 amino acids.